AUGGCUACCCAAUCUGCUGUUUCUACCGCUUCAGUUCCACAAGGAGCCCCUUCCACCAACGUAUCCGCUUCGGUCGUUCCACCACAAGGUCUCUGGAGUUCCGCUCAGCAACUUUUCUCAUUCACAGCUCCAAAAAUCGGAAAAGACGGAGAGUUCUCGUUCCAAUUCUUAACUUCUCCACAAAGAGCGAAACCAGCUGCGACUGUCAACGCUGAUAACUUCUACAUGUAUGCCUGUGGAUCCAUUAACAUGCCAUAA
This is a messenger RNA of Caenorhabditis remanei, 258 nucleotides long. RefSeq lists its product as uncharacterized. Bases 1 to 258 code for a protein of 85 amino acids. Lineage: Eukaryota; Metazoa; Nematoda; Chromadorea; Rhabditida; Rhabditidae. The record is from RefSeq and is a predicted model, not a curated record. The transcript is spliced from 2 exons.